Molecule: messenger RNA, 2226 nt
Organism: Cloeon dipterum
Lineage: Eukaryota; Metazoa; Arthropoda; Insecta; Ephemeroptera; Baetidae
Gene: PIG-Z
Product: phosphatidylinositol glycan anchor biosynthesis class Z
Exons: 6
Coding region: 181-2112 (643 amino acids)
Biological process (GO): GPI anchor biosynthetic process
Cellular component (GO): endoplasmic reticulum membrane
Molecular function (GO): alpha-1,2-mannosyltransferase activity
Source: RefSeq, a predicted model, not a curated record
CUAGACGGCGCGACUUUCGAUUAAAUGAACUCCAGCCGAUCGAUACGCAAAACGAAUGUCGCAUUACGAAAUUUGUGAUUUAAAUUGAAUCACUCAGCUCUUGAAUGGAAAAAAUUGUGAAAUGUGGCUAAUAGACAACAGCUAAAUGAGAUGGACAAAUUUUAAAAAUCAGGACAGAAAAUGACGCAUGAUGCAGAUGAGCCUAAAAAUUAUGGGAGGAGGAAAAAAUCUUCCGAAGGAAUACCCGCUAUGGACAAGAGCGAAGGGCUGCAAUGGUUCAAACUCAAACUGUACUGGCUUCUUGUGGCGUUGCGGUUUUUCCUCACCAUCAUCCCACAGAAUGGCUACAUCCAGCCUGACGAGUUUUUCCAGUCAGUGGAAAUCGUCGCCGGUGACAUUUUCGAGUUGGAUGUCAACCGAGUGUGGGAGUUCAACACCUCCUUCCCCCUGAGGAGCGUGGCACUGCCUUUUUCCACCUUCGGGGUGCCCCUGCAGAUUCUAAAAUUGGCAAACGGCCUCGUGGAAGACACCCUAGGCUUCACGCUGGUCACCCCAUACGUGCUGAUGGUGCUGCCAAGGCUGGUCAUGUGCUGCCUUUCCUUCAUCUGUGACUUCUGUCUGUGGCACAUGUGCCAGUCCUUUGGCCAGGACUACUCCUCCAGGCUGCUUGUCUUUGCCAGCUCCUACUGCGCCCUCGUCUUCGGCACCAGAACGUUCUCUAACACUUUUGAAAUGAUUUUACUAGCUGUCCUGCUUGCUCUGGUUCUUGACAGUAUGCACCAUUCAGAUGAGGUAAUCUGGCGGGAGGACCUGAUCAUCGAGAAAUACGACAAACUGGGUCGGCAGCACCCGGUGGAAAGGGCUAAGUUGGCGCGACUUCGAAGCUCCCUGCCCAGUCACACGGUGCGCCACUGCGCCCUUAUCGCCUUCGUCACUGUGGUCGGCAUCUUCAACCGGCCGACCUUUGCCGGCUUCGCGGCACCAGCCCUCUUUUCCUGGCUGCACAGGGGCAUGGGCUCCAGGGCGGUUGACUGGUUGCAUUUUCACCUCAGGGUCGCGUCCCUCUGUUUCUUUGGUGCCAUCUCUGCCCUGGUGCUUGUUCUAAUCGACUCGUUCUACUAUGGAUACCUCACCAUGGCUGAACUGUCCACCUCACAGAUCUCUCUUGGCUCCAAUUUUGUCGUUACGCCACUAAACUUUCUCCUGUACAACUCGCAGACAUCUAACCUGGAGAACCACGGCCUGCACCCGCGUUGGCUUCACGUUGUGGUGAACGCACCGCUGAUGUUUGGGCCGCUGUGUGUGGCGGGCUACCUGGGCCUGCUGAAGAUCGCGCGGCAUGUCGUGGCGCGGCGUUGGGGCCACCUGCCCAAAGUGCAGUCGGCCACUGCCCUGAUGAACGCCAGCGUGGCCGUGCCACUGCUCGCGCUGUCCAUCUUUCCGCACCAGGAGCCGCGCUUCCUGCUGCCGCUGGUCGUGCCGCUCGCCUUCCUGCACGCGCACACCGUCCUCAACUGCCGGCGCUGGCUCAGGCACACCUGGUACCUGCUCAACGCCAUCUCGCUGCUUUUCUUCGGCUUCCUCCACCAGGGCGGAGUCUCCUUGCUGGCCGCGCACAUGCACGACUCUGGCCUCGCGCACCCCAAGCCUCUCAAUGCUGUCCAUCUAGUCACCAGUCACAUUUACAUUGUGCCCAGAUUCCUGAUGUUAACCCCGAGUCCGUCGAGAGUGUACUUAAGCCCGAGCGGGCGGCGGUACAAAGUGAGCCGGCGCUUCCACGUGCACGAAACCGGGCUGGCUGGUCAGGAGGUGGGCGUGAAGAAGGCGCACAAGGUGCUGCAGCAGUGCCACAAGGAUUGGCAGAAGCUGCGGCUCAAGUGCCGCGUGUUCUGCGCCUUUCCAGGCUCUAUGGCGUGGCGCUUCGAAAAAGCCCUCCGCAGGCACAACAUGACGCAGAAAGCCCAGAGGCGGAGGUUCUAUCCACACCUGAGCACGGAGGCCAUGCCCAGGUGGCGUACUUUUGAAAAAGCUGGGCUGUUUACAUCGGUUGUGAAAAACUCGCAACAAUUCAGCCUCGUCCUCACAGAAGUCAGUCUCAUAGACACCACUUAAAGACUUUAAUUUACGCUUUUAUAUUUCAAUUCUUUUGUACAAAAAAUAAAAUGCUUUUAUGUUAAGUGUUAAAUUAUGUGUUUAUUGAUUAAAAAUAGAAGCUAAGAAGCACUA